This is a messenger RNA of Emericellopsis atlantica, 2044 nucleotides long. RefSeq names its product Rossmann-fold NAD(P)(+)-binding protein. The record is from RefSeq and is a predicted model, not a curated record. The transcript is spliced from 2 exons. The coding region runs from base 160 to 1824 and encodes 554 amino acids. NCBI's taxonomy places the organism in Eukaryota, Fungi, Ascomycota, Sordariomycetes, Hypocreales, Bionectriaceae.
CUCGACGCGCGCGUUGCCUUCUGUCACACGUCUCAGCAACGCACUGACGGCAAUAAGGUUCUCAUUUUAACAUGAGAUUCUCCUUCAGGAAGCUUCAAUCCCUCUGAAUUGCUGCUGCCCCGAAAAUAACAGAAGGACCUUGCUCGCGGCACUACAAAUAUGUCGCGUGAUCGUAGCGAGGUAGGUCAUCUUUAUGCUCCUCUCAGCGCGUGCAAUCUGACUGACGAGCGUGUAAAGAAACGCUUAUUGUCAAUACAUGAACUCGAGAUCAAGAGACAACAUGUUCUGCAUGGGAUUGAGUCGAUUCAUCGCGAUGAGGAGGCGCGACUGAUGAAAUUGAAACUGCUAUCUUUCCAGGAUGAGAACGCGCGCCUGGAAGAAGCGGCCGGCAACAAAGGGACCGAAAGCCAAGAACUUGCCAAUUCGCUUGCCGCGCUACGUCAAGAGUUUCACGAGGCGCAUCGCGCAGCGCGAGGACGGGAAUCCAAAUUUAUGAAGCAAAGCAGCGAAAUCGCGGCUCUCAAGAUUGAGCUAGAAUCUCUAAGAGGCUCAGUACAAGAUUCUGGACAUAUUCUCCAAGAAAAGUUUACCCUCACCCGUGAACUCGAUCGCCUACGUCCUGAAAUAGAGCAUCUGCGCUCACAGUUAUCCAGCCAUCAAUCGGUUAUUGCUGAGAAACAUGCCCUCCAGCGACAGGUUGAUACUCUCGAAGUGGAACUCGACAACCAAAAGCGUUCUAAGCAGAAGCUGCAGGACAAAGAGCAGAAGCAAGCACUCGAUGAGCUAAGGUCGCAGCUCGCCGACGCAGAGAGGAUGAUUGCUGCAGAGAAGCGCGAGAGCGAGAAAGUUGCCAAGGCACACGAAAAGACCACCGCAGAAGUGAACAGCAACAUGGAACGCCUCGAGGAGCGGGCAGUCGCAAUGAAGGACAAGAUCAAGACCCUGCAACAGGACCUUAAGAAAGUCAGGGGGGAACUUGAUCAAGAGCGCGCUGCGCACGAGGCCACGCGCCAAGCCAUGCAAAAGCUGAAGAAGCCGGCACAACAAGCAGUGCCAGCGGCUAAGAAACGAAGAGUCGAGGAAAAGAGCUUUGCCGACAUCACAAUCGAAACGCCUGGCAACGAGAGUCAGCACGAAAGACACGGCGUCAAGAAACGAGGAAUCAUUCAUGCGCCAAUGGGCGAAAAAUCCCACUUCUCGAUCACACCCUUCUUAAACCGCAAGAAACCCAUCGAGGAAGAACUCGAACUCGAACACGACGAUGCUACAGCAAGUAUGGCGCCAGGCGGUCUAGCGGCGGAUUCAGAGGCUGAGGACAUGGCGAAUAACUCCGCGGAGGAGCGGCCAGCCAAGACGAAGCCCCUCAAGGCCCGAGGAAAGGCCCGAGGCAAACCGCUGGCAGAUAAUUCCAGGUCAAGGGCCGAGACGGCAGACAUCGACACUGAACCGCUGGCGACGGAUGAUCAGGAAAUGGCACAACCUGAUCCUGUGCCUCAAGUACGUCCAAAAGCCGGACAACCAGCAAGGCCCAAAACCAAACUCGUCCAAGCGGACGCCCCUCGACUUGGGCAACCCACGGCAAAGCGAGCUCCCCCAGCUGAGGUAGAUGUCAAGAGGAGAAAACGUAAGCUGGGAGGAAACAGCACUCUCUUUGAUGAGGAGGAGGGGGCCGAUGAGCCCCCAGCGCCCUCUUUGGUAAAACCAAAUCUUGCUGGAAAGCGCAAGAAGACGCAGCUGGGCGGCGUUGCCAAUGCUUUCGCCGGGACGACUUUCUCGCCUCUUAAACGCGACAGGCGUGGGGUGGGAGCAAGCUUUCUAGCUUAAGUUAGUGCAGUCAUGGACCGCAUGUCAUAGGCAAAGCUUGAUGUUGCUAGAUCAUCUCAAGCACUUCUCUAUUAACUUAGCCUCAGUCGCAGAUGGAUGCAACCCACAAUAUCUCCAUGCGUGGUAAAUUUAUCUUCAGCGAUUCAGUUUCACUAUAGCUAGCAUUUUAUUGCAGAAGGAUAGCCUCCAAAAUAAUGUGUUCUUCGGAACAUGAAAUGAU